GGGGACACAUUUAUUGGUAACUCAGGAAGUGCAGAGCAUGCGGGUGUGACUUGUUGUCAAAAUGGGCUGAGAGCACACAGGUAAAAGACAGUGUGAAUAUUUGUUAUGGCUGAAAUGACAAUGGGUUUACAGGGCUAAGAUGGAGAGUAAAUAGCAGCAGGCUGCGUUAAACCCUCCGCGCCCUCAGGUUUGUUUGUUUGUUUGGAGACGUGCCCCUGUCUCCUUUUACCUUCUUUAUCUCAUAUGAACGCCACCUCACUGCUGUCCACACUGCGGCCGCUGUCUGUCUGUCACUCAGCUGUCUUCUCAGGCUUGUUGUCGGUGUUGUUAUGUGUCAUCUACAGCUGAGGACUUUGAUUUUUGUAGCCUGGGUGCUCGGGUACAUCGCCUUUCUGCUCUCCAUCAGGAGGAUGUGGACGGGGAAGUACGUCCGCAGUCCGCUGGUCCGGUCUCUGUUCAUGAACAUGGUGAGCGAGAGCGAGGCAGCUGCGAUCGAUACACAAGAGGUAUGAAUUAUUGAUUAUCUGUUCCGUCUUCCAACUUUUGCUACCCCAAAUAAGGCCGUUUUGAUCAAUACUAAUUAGUGUUUAUGUACAAGUGAACAAAAACAGACAUGUGGUUUGUAAUACCAUUUGGUAGGCUGCAGAGGUUAAAACUGCAUUAUUUUUAAUGAGAUUUGGCAGGGAAAACUUCAUGUUCAACACCACUUCCAAAAUGAGUUAGGGCCCUGUGUAAAACGUUGAAAAAGGCAGAAUUUGAUGCCCAUUAUAAGUUUGAUGCAAUCAACGUGUUUCAAAAAAGGUGAAAUAGUGAAUACAAAACUCAAUUAAGUUGAGCAGUGCCAAAAAAGCUCAUGGAGGAACAUUUCCUAACUGGCUAGAUUGGAUUACUACAGGCUAGUAAUGAGAGACUGAGGACUGUAUAAGUAAAGAUGGGAAAAUAUUCACCACACCACCCCAAGAGACUGUGUGAGCAAAUUUUAGCAUGGUGUUUCUCAGCACCAAAUUGAAAAGAGUUUCUCAAUUUUAACUGCUAUUAUUAUUAAAAGACUCAGGGGAUCCAGAGAAAUCUUCUAUGAAAUGGUCAAGGCCAAUUACCUAAAUCAAAUCAAUAACUUUAUUCGUCCCCCAAUGGGGCAAUUGGUUGUGCAACAAAGGUAGCAUAAAAAAACACUUGAGCACAAUAAUAAAAAUCAAGAAAAUCAUGACUAGAAAGACAACAAACUUCCUGUGACCAAAGUUUGUUGCUGCCACCACAAAUGCUAAACAACUGUAACAUGAAAAAAAGGAACUAUAUGAUUCUAAUUGAUGAUUCUGAAAAGCUAGUGGUUUCUGUGGGCUUGAGUCCAUUUAAGCUGGAUUGAGGUAGCAUACCAAAAUUUUUGUUGUUGUGGUGAUUUGGUAACCGUCAUUCUUUUUGGAAAUUGUGAUUUAAUGACUUUUACAGGGAAGACCUUACAUAUUAAAGCAAGACAGAAGGAGAAACCCGUAUUCUUCAUGUGUUGGCUCAGUUUCAAGAGUUCAGUACAAUGACAUUUGUCUGUUUCGAUGUUUGAUAUGUUUUCUUUGCCUUAGAUCAGUGGUUCUCAAGUCCAGUCCUUGAGGCCCACUGUUCUGCAUGUUUUGGAUGUUUCCCUGCACCAACACACCUGAUUCAACUGAUCAGCUCGUUAUUAAGCCAUUACAGAGCUUGAUAACGAGCUACUCAUUUGAAUCAGGUGUGUUGGAGCAGGAAAACAUCCAAAACAUGCAGGACAGUGGACCUCGAGGACUGGACUUGAGAACCACUGCCUUAGAUUAUUUGCAACCAUCAAAAUCUUUUUAUAAUAAUAUUUCAAAACAUCCCAACUCUGAGAAAGAAAAAAAAGAGAUGUAAAUCCUCCUUAUUCUGGUCCAAAAAAGUUAAACUUUCAGUGAAAACCUGAUAAACAAAUGUGCAGUGUGCAGUUAUGACAGACUAUUGAGCAUAUUCAAAAUGCUAUUUUCUAAAUAAAUAUAUUGUCUGCCUUGUGUGAGUGAUGUAACUCUGCUGAUUUGGAUCAUAUGUAUUACUUUCUCCUGUGGUCUCAGUGGUACAGGUGCUGUCCUGAGUUGCUCGGAGAAUCUAUGAAGCCCCUGUUCAUCCAGAGCCACCUGGACACGGGUACCAAGGCUUUUUUAAAGAAGAGUGUGGAAAAGUCCGGCUGGAUGUUCACACAGCUCUACCACUCGUUUGUCUCCACAGUCCUCAGCCCUUUGGUGUCACGCACCUCCAUCAAUGGGUGAGUAUCACUGACACACUUUUGUCUCUGUUUCUCCUGCACCUUAUCCUACUCUGACUCUGCGCUGUCGGUUUCUCAGGUUUCUGGGUCGCGGUUCGAUGUUUGUGUUCUCUGAGGAUCAGUUCAGGCAGCUGCUCCGUAUUGGUCCAGAGUGGAGGGCUGAGAGACUGCUGGACCUCGGAGCGGGGGAUGGAGGCGUCACAGAAGUGAUGGGAACUCAUUUUAGAGAAAUCUAUGCAACAGAAGUCUCAUUACCCAUGAAGUGGCAUCUUCAGAGGAGGAAUUACAAGUGAGUAGAAAACCGCAAGAAUGUUUCAAAGUCAAAAAAUAACUUCCAGUAAAGGUUGUCUUUUUAUUAAGAAAUAAAACUCAGAGAAAAUACAGAAAUAGAAAAAAACCCAUAUACUAGUUAUCGUUUGCUAAUGUCUGCAGGAGUGGUAAAGAUUUUAGAGUACAGUUUAUGAAAUGAAUGAAAUAAAUUCUUACCAAAGUUUCUGAAACUCCAUUUACUGUGAUUCUCAGGCUGCUGGAUAUCAAUGAGUGGCAGCAGACUGGUUUCCAGUAUGAUGUGGUCAGCUGUCUGAACCUGCUGGACCGCUGCGAGGACCCUCUUCACCUCCUGCAGGACAUCAGACAGUCUCUCGUUCCCAAUACAGGGAGGCUCAUCCUGGCUGCAGUGCUUCCCUUCCAGCCCUACGUUGAAGUUGGUCAGUACCAUCUAUGUGUAGACGUAAAAAAUCACUCAAUUAAUGACGUGGGCCUAGAUAAACAUCUCCUCAGGAAAGUACCCAGCUGUUAUUUGACACAGAUUUGUAUGUUUACAGUUCAUGUCCAAGCCUUUUUUUUUUAUUCUAUUGCAUUCAAAUGAGUACAAUACUUUGCAAAACUCUUUUAACACAAAACAUUCUGGCCUUUCAGAGUCACUGCCUCUCCACUUCCACAUUAUGCAUAUCAAAAGAAUAUCCUUCAUUUAAUGUAUAGUUGUAAAUGUAGCACAAAUUUCUCUCUGACUUUUUUCUGCCCUCUUGUGGCACUGAAAUGUUACUACAAAAUACAGGUUGGCUGAAACUUUAAAGAUUUAUCUGCAGUGAUUUACACAAGAUAUUAACACUUUGAAUGAGUCAUUAAGUAAACAGUGUUUUAAGAUUAUGACUUUGUUUUGAAAUAUUGUAAUUGUAUGUUGGUGUAGCUUUUUGUUUGCAUUGAUUUUGGCGCCCCCUAUGGACAAAGCAGUCAAACACAUGAGUAAUUAUUUCCAUUAUUUUCUUAUGAUAAUUCAUUGGACUUAUAUACUGUAUACCAUGUAUCCCUGAUUAACAUGCAAUGUGUUUUUUUUCUGUUAUAACAUGGUUUUAACACUUUCCAAAAGAACUAAAUGAAAAGUAACAUGUUUUGAAUCGUAACGCCUUUAUCCAGUGAGGGUUUAUCCAGAUAUUGCUAGUGCCCCGGCGUGAUAGGAUUUCAUGUCUUACACAUGAUUUGAUAAACCAAAUUAAAUCUUUUUUUCUGUAUUUGUCGUAGGAGGGAGAUGGCAGCGUCCCAGACAACACCUGAAAAUUAAAGGAAAAACAUGGGAGGAGCAAGUAACCAACCUGUCCAAUGAGGUUUUCCGAAGGGUGGGGUUUGAGGUGGAGGCUGUGACACGGUUGCCGUACCUCUGUGAGGGGGACAUGUACAAUGAUUACUACGUUCUGGAUGAUGCUGUGUUUGUUCUGAAGGCCUCAGAGGAGAGUACAGUGUCUGUUUAUUAGACAGCAGAUGCUCGGCAGGAGGACUGUGCAAUUAUCAUCAGCUUCAUUCAUACACUACAGCAUUUCUGACUUGUUUAGAAACAGUGAGUCUGAUAUGAAGCUCAGGUACUGUAGCUCCAACAUUUACCAGCCAUCAUGCGUGACAGUGAUACCUCUACUGUAAAAGCAAAAAAAAAAAAAAAAACACAACGGCAGUUUGCCUUCUCUAAAAUGCUGACAAGAUCAAAAAAGACAUAUCGUGUUGUAGGUGUUUGUACUGUAAAGUCUGUCAUUUGUUGGCAGUGUUUAAUGUUAGUGUUUCAUCAUUAUGUAGGUAUGGGAUUAUCAUCAAUCAUGGCUUUGUGUUUUAUCUGAUUUUCUUGUUAUCAGAUGUUAGAGAGGAGAGGUGGAACUCAUUUGAUUUGAACAGUUUCUUUGUUUUGAUGACAGAGUAUAUGGGCCACUUUGAAAGAAAAUCUGAUAAGUCACAUUAUAACUUGAACUAAUUCAUGACUUUACAAGAUAAAAGCUCUAGGGGUUAAAAUCCUGUUAUUCGAAGUUCUCAAAGGUCAAGUUGUACUAAACCAAAGUUCUCAGAGAGUCAUACUGUAAUAUCUAAAGAACAUAGUAGUGAUAUGAAUAUAGAUCUUUGAUAUAAUGAGACUGCGGUCCCAAUGUAAAGAGAAUAAACUGAUCAGAUUUUCAGAAUAAAGCUGUUAGAGAAUGAAGUGCCAAUACUAAAGGAGUGAAGAGCCAAUACAACAUGAAUUAAGUCAAAAUAUAGCAAGAAGAAAGUUACUCUGCGAUAAUAAGGUCGUCAUUGUGACGAAGUAUUUGGACCACAUUUUAAACAAAAACUCUUGGGUUCAAUAACAAAUAGUAACAUCACAAUAAUUAAGUUAUAAUCAUGUAAAAACAAAGUUGAAAGGGUUUAAACUCUCGUUACACAGAGAAUAAAGUAGAAUAAAGCAAAAGUUGUGGUAAAAAAAAGUGGACAUAUGAAGAAAAAAAAGUUAUAAUAUCACAGCAGGAUUAAGAAAUAAUACUGUAUAACGGCACCAAAGUUGCAAUGUCUCAAAAAUAAAGUGAUUACAUUCCAAGAUUAAAUAUUUUAAUUUACCAGAAGAACGUUGCUAUUUAGCAAGAACAAAGCUGUAAUCUUAGCAGAUUACAGUUGUUUUGGGGAAUUUCAUUACAUUACAAGAAUGAAGUGCUGUUUGUUACACAUUUAAGAGAGCAAUGUCGCACUACAAGGCUGCCAUCCUUCAGAAGAGACACAUUAUCACCAAAAUCUUCUCAGCGUUCAUUAUCAGGGGACCAUUUACUCAAGUAUAACUCAACUUUGCUAUCGUUACUUUAUUCUUGAAACACAUUACACUUUUUUUCUUUGAUUUGGCCCUAAUUCUCUGUCAUAGUUUUUGCUUACUGUGUUCAGAAAUUACUCAAGUUUGAUUACAAAUUAAGUUGAGGCUUCUUAAAGUAAGCCUGCGUAAUCUACGUGUUUAACAGCUGAUUCUUUAGAAAAAUGCCUGAUCAAGUUGUUUAAAGCUGCUUUUCAUGUGUUUUUUUUUCUUCUGUUUUUUUUUUUUUUUUUUUUUUUUACAUAUUGCUGGUAUUACCAUUGAGUUGCAAAACUUUUGUACUGUGCUCUCCGGGUAGUUGCUUACUUUAUCUGUUUGCCAAAAACUGCUCAUGUGUGGGAUUUGGUUGGAAAUUGAGUAGAGUCAGCUGCAGGUUGAAAACCAAAAUAAUGCACUAAAUUGACUCGGUAGAACACUUAGUCAUUUAAAUGAAACCACAAUCAAAGUUACAGAGCUGUAAAGCUGUCAGUGACACAGCAGAGUCUACAUGUUGUGCUUUCACUAGGCUUCAUUAGUUCCUGGUUGCACUUUGCAAAGUUGGACUGUAGCAGCAAAUCUCUUAUGCGUACUGAAAGGAGUGAGCAUGAAGUUAAAUGUUUUGUAUGUAAAGGGGGUGCUUUCAUCUUUAGCUUUUCUAAGAUUUAUGGUCUCUCUUUGGUGUGCUAAACCUUCAGUGUUACUGCAAAAAGAAUCCCUCAUAAUGUGCCAUACUUGCAACAAUAUUUGUAUUGAUAAAGUAUAGGUUCAAGAAUAAAAAAAAGGAUCAUAUUUUGGG
Molecule: messenger RNA, 6126 nt
Organism: Xyrichtys novacula (pearly razorfish)
Lineage: Eukaryota; Metazoa; Chordata; Actinopteri; Labriformes; Labridae
Source: the annotation of a GenBank genome assembly